Messenger RNA from Labrus mixtus (cuckoo wrasse), 995 nucleotides. It is a transcript of the gene cenph, whose product is annotated as centromere protein H. The record is from RefSeq and is a predicted model, not a curated record. NCBI's taxonomy places the organism in Eukaryota, Metazoa, Chordata, Actinopteri, Labriformes, Labridae. Gene Ontology annotation, molecular function: kinetochore binding. Gene Ontology annotation, biological process: mitotic spindle organization; kinetochore assembly; chromosome segregation. The transcript is spliced from 10 exons. Gene Ontology annotation, cellular component: kinetochore; nucleus. The coding region runs from base 222 to 935 and encodes 237 amino acids.
GCGGGGUUUUGAUCCGCAGGACGGUUGUAAACAAAGUCAGCAACUUGUCUUACUGCGUUUAUGGACAGUGCCGCUUUUAUAAAGCUGUACGGGUUUAAUCGAUAGGAGAAGUGAGUGAUUUAUACUAAUCUGACGAUGAGAUGUUGUGGAGAACAGCGCGUGUACCUUUGAUUAAUCUGCACUGAUCAGUGACGUAAUCAAGGCACUUUCUUUGUUUUGUGAUGGAGCCACCUGACACUGUGGGGAACCUCGACCACAUGGUGGAGGCUGUGGCACUGAGCGGUGCUCCUGACAGCUCCACUGGACAGAACGAUAUCUCGCCUGUAGACAUGCUGAGAAUAAAACAGCAGAUGUCAAAUCAGUGCUUUGAGAUGAAAGUACAGAUCCAUGCAGGCAAAAGUAAAAGAACAUGCAGCACAUCAGAAGCUGAAAGAGACUUGCCAGAAUAUGUCAGUGAACUGGAAAGAGUCAAGACUUCUCAUAUUAACAGGACAUUGGCCCUGCACAGAAUGCAGAUGUGGCACGCUAUAGGAGACAAACUGAAACAGAAUGAUUCUGAGGCUAAUUCCCUGAAAGCUUUGGGUGAUCGCUGCAUGGCUCUUUGUUCACACAUUAAACAGCUUCAGAAAGAGUCAAGAGCUUUUCAAGAUGACAUCACAGAAAUACAGAAGAAGAGGCUUGAGAUGAAGCGGCAAACAUAUGAGAAAAUGAAAGAGAUGGAAGAGUUGAUGUCCAAGAAGCAGCACCCAGACACAGAGAAGUACAAAGCUGCGCUGGAGAAAGGCCAGGAGAACCUGGAGAAACAUAAAAAGAUGACCAUCAUGACACAGAACGUCCUCAGGGGAAUCCUCUUGGCUUGUAAAGUAAACUGGCUGGAUGAUCCCAAACUUCGAGACAUCACCAUGACGCUUGAGGAUUUUCCCAUUUCGGACUAAAGGGAGAAUCCAUUCAUCUCAUAUCUAUGUGUUGUUUUGUCAAAUAAAUAAUUAACAAAA